Molecule: messenger RNA, 999 nt
Organism: Rhododendron vialii
Lineage: Eukaryota; Viridiplantae; Streptophyta; Magnoliopsida; Ericales; Ericaceae
Product: auxin-responsive protein SAUR78
Exons: 1
Coding region: 404-766 (120 amino acids)
Source: RefSeq, a predicted model, not a curated record
GGCUCCGUUUACCGUCGUCCCCAUUCACUUGCCAGCUUCUCUCUCUCUCUCUCUCUCUCUCUCUCUCUCUCUCUCUCUCCAACGGCUACCUAGACAGGAAAACCAUAUAAAUGUGGACUCAUUAACUACAAAUUAAUCACCACGGAGUACAAAACAGCUCCCCCCCAAAAAAACAAAAUACUUUGAUUAAUUUAUUUUCGUAUAUUGAUCGUCAAUAGCCGUUGGAAUGCCCAUUCAAUCACAUCCCAACAAGCCUCUUCCCCCAUCACAAUAAGUACCUUCUCUUUCCCUCCCAAACGAAGCAAAAAAAUCCCAAUCCACACCCUCUAAAAUCCCCCAAAUACCCACAUCCAAUACUCAUACUUGUAUAUAUACACGCAUCGGUAUAAACCACCAACGUCCGAUGGACUGCUUGAUUCUGCCCGUGUCGGUACUGAAAGCGCGGUGUUUGUGCUCCCGGCGAGGGUACCGGGCGCUGUCCGACGAGGAUUUCGGCGAUUCCGAUGAUCCGGUGACGGUGGUGGUGGGGAAGGAGAAGAGGGAGUUCGUGGUCGAACCUUUCGUCCUAGAAGAGAACCCGUUUCGGGUGUUGAUCGAUUUGCUCAAGGAAGACAACUGUGUGAAUUAUGUCAAGAAGAAGAGGGUGGUUUACGUGGACGUGGAUGUUAUUUUGUUUGAGCACAUGUUGUGGCUGAUGAAGAAUGAUUGUUCUUACUUGUUUCAGCUCAAUCUCAGGGACAUUGUUGAUUUCUAUGCUCAAGAAUAGGUAGAGUUAAAUAAGGGGGGAAAAACAGAGGAAAAAGGUAUACUCUUUUUUAUUAUUAUUAUUAUUUUUAAUUGGGAUAAUUUAAUGUUGUAAAGAAACAAACAAACAAUUCGUAUUCAUGUGUUAUGAUCUGACGGAAUUGGAUCUUCAAAUUUGCAAAAUUGUCGUUUGAUCAGAAAUUCGAUAAACAAAAUUGGGUGUUCUUUUGGAAAAAAAAGAAGCGUUGAAAAUCA